This is a messenger RNA of Vigna umbellata (rice bean), 1725 nucleotides long. NCBI's taxonomy places the organism in Eukaryota, Viridiplantae, Streptophyta, Magnoliopsida, Fabales, Fabaceae. The record is from RefSeq and is a predicted model, not a curated record.
CAAUGACAUCCUUAGAUAUUCGUUCACUGCUUGUAUUCUCUGCCAUUUUUCGAGUUAUUUUGAUUGUGUAUGGAGAGUGGCAAGAUACUCAUAUGGAGGUUAGAUACACUGAUGUUGACUACCUUGUCUUUUCUGAUGCUGCUGCUUUAAUGGCUGUGGGUGAUUCCCCCUAUAAGAGAACCACUUAUCGCUAUUCCCCUUUGCUUGCCUUUCUUCUCAUUCCAAAUUCAUUUAUCCAUCGCUCCUGGGGAAAGUUCCUUUUCUCUGCUUCAGAUAUACUUGUAGGAUAUUUCAUAUAUUAUAUUCUAAAGCUACGGAAGGCUCCAGAAAAUAUGUGCAACAUUUCUGUCAUGGCAUGGCUCUUUAAUCCAUUUACCUUCACCAUUGGGACACGUGGAAACUGUGAUCCUAUUGUUUGUGCAGUGAUAUUGUGGAUCAUGAUCUGUCUUUUGAAAGGUAAUGUGUUACAGUCAGCAUUUUGGUAUGGACUUGUUGUCCAUUUCAGGAUUUAUCCUAUAAUUUACUCUAUUCCUAUAAUCCUGGUUCUUGAUCCGAACUUCUUCCCAUCUAAUCAGAAACCUGUCCUAAGGAACUGGAGUGCUGUUCAAGGAGAGAGACCUAAAGAUGGAAGUGGCUCGCAUACUUUACACAAUCUAUUUAAAAGCAUAUUCACGUGGAACAGGGUGGUAUUUGGAUUGGUCUCAGGAUUGGUUUUCCUCUUUUGUACUGGUCUUUUCUACUGUUUAUAUGAGUGGGAAUUCCUACACGAGGCUCUGUUGUACCAUCUUACUAGAACUGAUCCAAGGCAUAACUUCUCCAUCUAUUUCUAUCACAUAUAUCUUCAUUAUGGGUAUGAUACUUCAGUGGUGGAAAAGCUUAUCUCCUUUUUGCCCCAAUUUUUGGUUCAGCUGGUUCUUAUCUUCUGCUUUGCACAAGAUUUGCCAUUUUGCAUAUUUGUGCAGACCGUGGCCUUUGUGGCAUUCAAUAAGGUGAUUACAGCUCAGUAUUUUGUUUGGUUCUUUUGCUUGUUGCCUCUAAUACUUCCUUGGAGUAAAAUGAAACUUAGAUGGGAUGGGUUAUCUUGCAUUCUUUUGUGGAUUGGGGCUCAGACCCAUUGGUUGAUGUGGGGCUACCUGCUUGAGUUCAAGGGUAAAAAUGUCUUCUUGCAGCUUUGGGCAGCAAGCUUACUGUUUCUAGCAGCCAACAUAUACAUCCUUGUCAUGAUUAUUCGUAACCAUAGAUAUGCUUCAGUUUUCAAAGCUUUAGAGUAUGCUAACUCCAAGAAUGCAGCUAAGCUUGAAUGAUGAUGGGGGACAUAGAAGAGGAGGAUACCACACGUAGCGGUCAACCUCGCUAUAGCGGGAUAAAUUAUAGAGGGGUAGUCACUAUUUUAAAUUUUUUAUGUAGUUUAUAUCAUGUAUACUAAACACAUUUAUAUUAACAAUGAUCUUAACAAAAAAUACAAAAAUAUACUAACGAGUCAAAUCAAGUUUCCUAUAUAGGAAUAACUAAUGAUUCAUCACUCUUUUUAAAUCUACUAGAAGUUGUUAAGAGUUUGAGAUUUAGAAUAUAAUGUCUUUGUUUAGAUUUUUUUUUUCUUUGAAAUUAACACAUGCUGCCGUGAAAAUUGUUUUAGCUCACUAUUUGGUCAACUAUGACUGUUGCACUAAAUUGCUGCACUAGCUUCACUAUGAACUCCUAUAGUUGACAAGGGCCACUCUCCCA